Molecule: messenger RNA, 3346 nt
Organism: Maylandia zebra (zebra mbuna)
Lineage: Eukaryota; Metazoa; Chordata; Actinopteri; Cichliformes; Cichlidae
Gene: rgs8
Product: regulator of G protein signaling 8
Source: RefSeq, a predicted model, not a curated record
UCUCCCCCCCACCUCAUAAUUUCACACCAAUGAGCAUGCCGCAUGUAGCUCCCACUCACUGGCAUCAGAAACACUAGAUAUCUUCAGUGCUGAGCAGUACAGUUUCAAACAAAUACACAACAGCAUUGGCUAGACGGAGGCUGCGUUCAGCCAAAAGGCACGUUGGGGAUAGGCAGUGAUAAAAAAGAGGGGGAGAAAGAGUCCAGCUGCUCUCUCACACCGGACUCAAGCAAGAUUUGCACCAUGAAGACCAGACUAGGCUGCCUGUCCCACAAAUCUGACUCCUACAAUGACUUCUCAGAAUUCCUGCCUCCAGCCCAUGAAACCACAGCCAGGUGUCUGAAACUAUCAACCGAUGAAGUUGUUCGAUGGUCUGAAUCAUUCGAUAGCCUCCUCACUCAUAAGUGUGGGCUGGCAGCUUUCCGGACAUUUCUUAAGUCAGAAUUCAGUGAUGAGAAUAUUGAGUUUUGGAUGGCCUGUGAAGACUACAAAAAAAUCAAGAGCUCAGCUAAGCUGGUGUCAAAAGCAAACAAGAUAUUUAAGGAGUUUGUUGAGGUUCAGGCACCAAGAGAGAUUAACAUUGACUACCGUACCAGGGAGAAGACUAAGCAGAGCCUGGCGGAUCCCACCCCAGCCAGCCUCAAUGAAGUCCAAGGUAAAAUCUACAGCCUCAUGGAGAAAGACUCCUACCCACGGUUUCUCAGGUCCAAGAUGUACCAGGAUAUAGUCAACAGGGCACAAGCGCGAGGACAACGAAGGUCUGUUUGACAAACAGUGGCAAUAAAACUGGACCUUUACUGUAGAUCAUUUAUCCUUUGAAAUCUCUUAAUACUGUGAAUCUGCAAGGAUGGGGGUGACCUGCUUGACUGUUUCCUUUAUCAACACCAGCUCCAUGCAUGCAAUCCCUCUAGAUAAAACGUGUCUCUGUGGACUGCAAUAUACAAUACAAUUAGUGUGGAUGAUUAUAAGCUAAUGGUUUGCUGAGCAAUCUGUCUGAAAUAUCAAAAUAAAAGUACAGUAUCAUGCAAUAAUGAUAGUUAUCACAAUAUUUGCUAUGUUUUGUUAGUUCUUUAGCUAUGUAAGUUAUUUAUUUUUAUAUCAGUCAUGCACUAUGUGAUUAUAGGCUAUAGACUCAAAUAAAAGACUCAAAUAGAGACUGGUAAGUGGUGGUUUGAAUUGAUAUAUGCAUUUCUGUAAUAAAGAAACUUUACAGUCAAUAAAGAAAUCAAAUGAGUUGUUCAAAUAGUCCUAAAAGCAAAAGAAAACCUUUAUGGUAAUCUCCAUGUGCACCUCUGGAUUGUUACUGCUUGAUCACUACAUGGAAGUACAGUUGUGACCAACUGUGAACCUGUGAUUUCACAAUGGUCCUUAGACUUGAGAGACCAGACACCAAACUUCAUAUCACAGCAAGUAGUUGGAUUAUGACCAAGAACAUAUCUGUGUACGUGUGUGUGUGUGUGUGUGUGUGUGUGUGUGUGUGUGUGUGUGUGUGUGUGUGUGUGUGUGCGUGCGCGCGUGUGUGUGUGUGUGUGCGCGUGUGUGUGUGUGUGACUGAUUACUAUGGUUGUGCACUGUGAAUUUUCAAAAUCCUAACAGUGAACAUUCUGCAACCUGAAUCUGAAGCUUUUUGGCCUUGCCAACUCUAUUUUUUCUCACCAGCUGCCUACUUCCCAAAUUUGACUUGUCCAGUCCAAGUAGUCAUGAUGUGACCACUUGGACUGAUCUGCAAAAAGCAGAUAAAACUAAAACUGAGUUAUUAUUAUUAUUUUUUUUUAUAACUGAACUUUCUUUCUUUCUUUCUUUCUUUCUUUCUUUGAUCGCACCUUUGUUUACCUCCGUGAUUGCAGUUGGUCAGAAAUUUGUAGGAAUUUUCAUAGCAAAAUAAAUGAUUUGUCUAGUUGUGGCCCGUUCACAUUCUUUUACAUAUAUUACAACCAGUAACUGUUCCUAACCUGAAUGGUUAUUACACAUAGAAACCAGGUGUUGGUUUAAGCAACACAUUUCAAGUACUCAUUGGUUGAAAUAAAUUUAUAUAAUAAUUUAAUAAAUAAAGUUUUCCUGGAUAAUAAACAGCACCGGUUAUAUAUAAGUCACUGGGUGGCCUACAUGUUGUAUGUUCUUUUCCAUCUUAUGCAUCUAUUCCCAACCCUCUCUUUGUGGACUUUGCAGCCCUGCAUCAUCCUUCUUAUUUGCUUUCAUUAUAUUACUCUGCCAAGUAGAGGGUGCUAUCACAAUAAAACAUGGGUCACAGCAAGCAGCACAAAUGUUGUGCAGGGUGUCUUUUUCAAUGGGAAGAGGGUCUCUCUGCUUUAUUUUCUCUCUUUUCAAGAGUUCACUGGAUUUAUGAAUAUUUCUGAUAUAUUUUAUCACUGAGGAAACUAUAUUGUGGUAAUUAUCAUUAUUGCUUUAUUGCUCAGCCCUGCCACUACUUGUCUUACCUCGUCUGUGAAAUAGACACUGUUGUAUGCAGGUAAUUAUACCUGCUGUGGUAGUUUGUGUGUUUACAAUGAACAACUAAGUGAGUGACCACUUAAUAUCUGAAACUGUGCCAAAAUAAUCAAUUGCACUUCGAUGUUGUUAUUGCAUAAUACUGUGUAUCUUAAACUGCAGGUAAUCUGUCAGCUCAUUUCACUCAGCUCAACAGGCAGUUUAGCUUUCACUUCUGUUCUAAAUGAUAAAAAUUGUUUAGGCAGUCAAAGAUUCCCGAAUGAGAUUCCCUUCAUCAUUUCUGGUGAUUUGGUCGGUUUAAAAUAUGUUACUGAACUGUAAUGAGUUUUUUACGGAUUAUCGACUAGCAAAAAAGUUUGCAAGUAGAGUUAAAGAGUAAUUUAAAUCCAUUCUAUAAUGGAUUGAUACCCAAUUAACCAAAACAAGCAGCAUAAACAGCAGACGUUCCAUCAAGGUUACAGUGAAAUACAAUGUCCUGCUGAUACUCUUCCACUGAAUUCCAUCCAAUCUUUGCUGAAAAUAGUUUUCUGCAUGAUGCAAUACUCAGAUUUACUGUUUAUAUAUUCUUAAACAUGUACAGUAUGUUAAACAAAUACUGCAUAUAACUUUAUUUAUAAUAUGUCAGUGUGCUCCUUCAGCAUUUGAUGUGUUUCUGCAUUAGAUGUGCUCCUUAACCUACCAAUCCUUUAAAUGAAUUAAAUGCAAAACUUUCCUGAGCACUUAAAGAGUGGUAAAUAUUUUCUUUAGUGCAUGUGUACCACAUAGGCCAGCCUGUUUGAAAUGCCAGAAAACGGAUAAAGACUAAAAAAAGCAUACUGCCAUAUAUGGUAUGUUACUGUGCUCCACAUGAAUGUAAUCUCCCUCUUCUUCUUUUUGCAUUAAAAAAAGUUAAUCUGCA